Messenger RNA from Halichondria panicea, 531 nucleotides. Its product is annotated as thioredoxin domain-containing protein 17-like. Lineage: Eukaryota; Metazoa; Porifera; Demospongiae; Suberitida; Halichondriidae. The record is from RefSeq and is a predicted model, not a curated record. The coding region runs from base 62 to 445 and encodes 127 amino acids. Gene Ontology annotation, molecular function: protein-disulfide reductase [NAD(P)H] activity. Gene Ontology annotation, cellular component: cytosol. The transcript has 4 exons.
GCAAGCUAUUGAGUCGACCCUGUACCAACUCUAUACAUGCACGAUCGAUCGAAGUGUUACAAUGCCGAUAGAGAGAUUAACUGUGAGCUGCUUAGAAGAGCUGCUAGCCAAGGUGGGUGAAUGGAAGAGCAAGGCAGACAAGAUCUACCUGUUCUUUUGUGGAGACAGAGACAAAGCAACAGGAGAGAGCUGGUGUCCUGACUGUGUGAAAGCUGAGCCUAUAGUGGAGAAGGUCCUGGAGAAACCAGGCGUCAGUGGGGUGUUCAUCAAAUGCAUCGUAGGAAACAGAGACUCGUGGAAAGACCCACAGAAUGUGUUUAGACAGCAUCCUGACCUGCAGCUCAAAGGCGUACCUACUCUGAUGCUAUGGGGAACGCAAAAGAAACUAGGAGAUGAAGAUUGUUCAAAGGCGUCCCUAGUUGAAAUGAUGUUUGAAGAUGACUGAUUCAUUGAUUGACUUUAUACAUGUACAUCAUACUAUAUUGAGCUUGCAAAGGUUUAGCCUCAGUCCAAUAGAACGAAGUUGAAAAA